Messenger RNA from Klebsormidium nitens, 1169 nucleotides. NCBI's taxonomy places the organism in Eukaryota, Viridiplantae, Streptophyta, Klebsormidiophyceae, Klebsormidiales, Klebsormidiaceae. The record is from the annotation of a GenBank genome assembly.
AUGGAGGUUCCUUGUGAAUACUGCGGGGCCAGGAAAGCAACGGUGUUCUGCAGAGCAGACAAUGCAAAGUUAUGCCUGUCCUGUGACAGGUCAGUCCAUGAGGCCAAUGCGCUCUCGUUGCGGCACGAGAGGACUCUCCUCUGCGAUGCUUGUGGCAAUGCACCUGCCUCCUUCAGGUGCUCUGAGGAGAACCUGUCCCUCUGCCUGGAGUGUGAUGCGAGCAGCCAUUCAGCAGUCCCGGCCUCCCACCACAAACGGGUCAAGUUUGACUUUUUUACUGGCUGCCCUUCUGCCAAUGAGCUGGCUGUUCUCUGGGGCUGUCGCCUGGGCUCCCUGGAGGAUGCCCCUGUCAAGGCAGAGCCGCGCUCGCCCGCGCUGCCCCCUGCCGACUCCCAUCCCCGGGCUGCGCCGGGGUGGGGCAGCAGCCUGCCCCCGAAGGCGUCCCGCUUGGGCAUGGAGCUGGCGCGAGGGGCCAGCCAGGGCGCGGGCUGGCCUGAGGCCAAGGCAGGGCCCCCGGGAGCAGGCAGCCCCGCACUGUAUGGCGCACCCGCGGCCCCACCGCAGCACCAGCAGCAACAGGGCCCAGCAGCCACCUCCCAGCAGCAACAGCAGCAACAACAACAGCAACAGCAUCAGCAGCAGCAGCAACCGCCGCAGCAAGCGUUCUUGGGGCCCCCCACCCCGAGCUACUAUCCCCCCCUGGAGCAGCAGCAGACCGGCAUGCCCGGCAUGGGGGGGCAGGCACCAUUCCUGGCGCCUCAGGGUGCGCAGCCAGCAUACCCAGGGCUGUACCAGCAGGGGCCAUAUCCAGGGCAGCUGUAUCAGCCGUUUCCCCCCCCCACCAUGCAGCAGGGCUAUCCAGGGCCGCCGCGGUAUGGCGAGUAUCAGGAUCCAUACGGCCGCCAGUACGCCCCCCAGUAUGCGGGGCAGCCGUUCCAGCAUGGCUAUGGCAUGCCCUCCCCCCGCCCACGGAUGCAGCCGGCCAAGGCAAUGGGGACGCCGUUUGGGGGCCGCCCUGGGCUGGAGUCCCCCUCAGGCAUGCUCUCCCAGGUCAAGGUGCGCUUCGCCUGCCUCCCCUUGCGAACUGUGCCGCAAGUGCAGCUGCUCCCUGUGCUGCGUACUGGACAGUCCGCCCGAGGGCGCCCCUGCUGCGGGACGCGCCGGGGUGC